This is a messenger RNA of Scomber japonicus (chub mackerel), 2030 nucleotides long. It is a transcript of the gene mgarpa, whose product is annotated as mitochondria localized glutamic acid rich protein a. The transcript is spliced from 9 exons. NCBI's taxonomy places the organism in Eukaryota, Metazoa, Chordata, Actinopteri, Scombriformes, Scombridae. The record is from RefSeq and is a predicted model, not a curated record. Gene Ontology annotation, biological process: anterograde axonal transport. Gene Ontology annotation, cellular component: mitochondrion. The coding region runs from base 105 to 1835 and encodes 576 amino acids.
UCUGUCCUCCACCUCCUCUCACGCUGCCUACCAAACCAGAUCGGCCAUUCAUCCAGCAUUUGCUGAAGCGGCAUCAUUCCCACCGUAGCCCUCGGAGCACAGCGAUGUUUUCCUGCAGAGCGGCCUUGCAGAGGUGUGGGCCUCUGGCACGGAGAGCAGCCUAUAGGUUGCCUCGAGAUGUUGUGCAGAGGCGGCAGAUGUCAUCUGUUCCUGGCGGGUCUGGGGAGAACAUAGUCUACGCCUUGCUGUGUGGUGGAGCCUUCGUCGGCGCUGUAACAUAUGCAAUCAAAACUGUGUCCUCAGACAGCGAGAGGUUCAAUGAUCGUGUCGCAGAAAUCAAGGCCAGACCAAAGGUUGAAUGGGUCCCUAAACCAUGGCCACCAAAGAGCAGGGAUGAAGAAGAAGGAGGAGAGGAGGAGGAGGCUGCAGCUGAGGAGGAGGAGGCAGCUGCUGCUGAGGAAGCCGGUGGAGAGGCCGAGGUUGAGGCCGAGGCUGUUGAAGAGGAACCUGCCGCUGCUGCUAACGGCGAGGCGGAGACCGUAGUGGAGGAGGUCGCAGAGGUUGUCGCGGAGGCUGCCGAGGUCGUUGCCGAGGUGGCCGAGGGCGUUGCCGAGGCCGCUCAGGAAGUGGAGAAGGUGGCGGAAGAAGUGGCCCAAGUGGCAGAAGCUGUCGAGGAGGCUGCUGAGGCCGUCGCAGAACCAGCCGCCGUCGCCGCCGAGGAGCCCGAAAGCAACGUGCUGCUGGCAGCUGCCUCUACUCUAGAAGUACCGAAGAUACCUGAAGUAAUAGAGUUGGCACCCGAGUCUCCAGCACCAGAAGAAGCAAAGCCUGUUGAAGAAAUUGCACCAGCUGUUGAGGAGGUUGUGGCACCAGUAGAGGCUACACCAGUGGCUGAAGAGACCCCAGCACCAGUUGAGGAGGCACCAGUGGUUGAUGAGGCUCCUGCACCAGUUGAGGAGGCACCAGUGGUUGAAGAGGCUCCUGCACCAGUUGAGGAGGCACCAGUGGUUGAAGAGGCCCCAGCACCAGUUGAGGAGGCACUAGUGGUUGUAGAGGCCCCAGCGGUUGUAGAGGCCCCAGCACCAGUUGAGGAGGCACCAGUGGUUGAAGAGGCCCCAGCGGUUGAAGAGGCCCCAGCACCAGUUGAAGAGGCCCCUGCACCAGUUGAGGAGGCACCAGUGGUUGAAGAGGCCCCUGCACCAGUUGAGGAGGCACCAGUGGUUGAAGAGGCUCCUGCACCAGUUGAGGAGGCACCAGUGGUUGAAGAGGCCCCUGCACCAGUUGAGGAGGCACCAGUGGUUGAAGAGGCCCCUGCACCAGUUGAGGAGGCACCAGUGGUUGAAGAGGCCCCUGCACCAGUUGAGGAGGCACCAGUGGUUGAAGAGGCCCCUGCACCAGUUGAGGAGGCACCAGUGGUUGAAGAAGCCGCUGCACCAGUAGAGGCAGCAGCAGUGGUUGAAGAGGCCCCUGCACCAGUAGAGGUGGCUCCAGUGGUUGAGGUGGCACCAGUAGUUGAAGAUGCCCCUGCACCAGUAGAGGCGGAAGCAGUGGUUGAAGAGGCCCCCGCACAAGUAGAAGAAGUUCCAGCAGCCCCUGCUGUAGAAGUAGCCAGCCCUGUGGUGGAAGAACCAGCUGCAGCCCCAGUGGAGACCCUGGCAGAAGACCCCAAGAGAGAGUACAUUGUUGUGGUUCUGGAAGGAACACCUAACGCAGAAAAAAGGCCCAAGGUGCUGGGAGUGGGGCCCAUGGGUGGUAGGAUCAUCCCAGCUCCAGAUGAUGACGAAGCCCAUGCUGCUGAGGGUAAACGACGCCUCCUUAGGAUGCAAAUGCAGUAGUUCCAACUAAGUAAACUCCUGAAUGAUGACUUUAUCCUGCGGAAGAAGAGGAUGUGCCUUUCUCCAACACUUAUCCCCCCUCCUUUCACCCUGAAACACAAGGGACUAAUAUAUAGUUCCCGUGUUAAGACACACACACUCUAGUGUUUGGAUCAAUUGCCUGUUUAAUAUAAUAACCAUCCUAACAUGUUAGCA